Rhizophagus irregularis DAOM 181602=DAOM 197198 is the source of this 1617-nucleotide messenger RNA. RefSeq lists its product as uncharacterized. Lineage: Eukaryota; Fungi; Glomeromycota; Glomeromycetes; Glomerales; Glomeraceae. The record is from RefSeq and is a predicted model, not a curated record.
AUGGCAUGUUCGAAAAUUUUUUCAGGAGAUUUACCUGAGUUAAUAAACGAAGUUAUACAAUAUUUUCGUUAUGAUUAUAAAACAUUACAUUCAUGUAUAUUAGUUUGUAGAUUAUGGUGUCGUUUAACAAUUCCAUUAUUAUGGGAAGACCCAUUUUCAAUGAAAUUACCUAAAAAUUAUCAUUUUAUUGAAAUUUAUUUACAUAAUUUAAAUGAUUAUGAUAAAUUAAAAUUAAAUGAAUAUGGAAUUAGUAAUGAAUUAUUUCCUUCAAAUACAUUAUUUGAUUAUCCUCGUUUUAUUCAACAUUUAAAUACAUUUAAAAUUAGUAGUUCUGUUGAAAGUUGGGUUGUAACUGUUCAUACUUCAACAAAUUUAUCAGAUUCACAAAUAUCAAACUUUACAAAAUUUAUUUAUAAAUCAUUAUUUCUAAUAUUCAUUGAAAACGAAGUAAAUUUACAUAGUUUUAAAAUUAUGAUGCUUAAUGAUAUAGAAUUUGAAUAUUUUGAUGAGAUUUUUGAAUUAUUCUUACAAAAUCCGAAUUUAAUUUGUAAUAUCAAAAAUUUUAAAAUUGAUUUUGAUAGAGUAACUGAUAAUUUAACAACAUUUUUAAGGACUAUCUACUCUAAUUGUAAUUCAAUUUCGUCUAUUGAUUUUCAAUUUAUAUCAUAUUAUGAUUAUUAUUAUCCAAUGAUUGAAAAAAAUUUAUCACAAAUAAUUGAAUCUCAAGUAAACCUUAAAAGUAUCACAUUUGGUUAUAAUUGUCCCUUCUUAUACCAUUUAUCAUUAUCAUUAAAAAGUUAUAAUUGUUCAAACACGUUAAAUACAAUUAUAUUUUGUUCUAUUAAUUUUAAAAAUAUAGAUGUUUUAAGUGAAGUAUUUAAUCAAUUGAAUGUUUUAGAAUCAAUUCAUAUUGUUUAUUGUUAUUCUCUGGAUUCUAAAUUUAUUCAACAAAUUAAUAAUAUUACCAAACCUUUUAAAUUGAAAUCUUUAUUUCUACAUUCUAUAUUACAAAUUGAACCAUUAAAAUUGUUGAUACAAAAAUCCAACAAUUAUUUAGAAAAUUUUGGAAUCACAAGUAAUAAACCACAACAAUUACUACAAUUGAUUAUAACACAUUGUAGUAAAAUUAAAUAUCUGGGUCCCAUUACUAAAUUGAAUUAUCAAACUGUAUAUUCAUUAUUUAAUUUAAUUGAAAAUAUGGCACAAAAUCUUAAUUACCUUAUGAUUGAUGAUUUUACUUAUAUGAACUGUCAUAUUGGUCCAAUUAUAUUACAAAAUUUGGGACAAAUACUUCCUUUUAAAUUAGAAUAUUUGAAUUUAUAUCUUAAAAUAAAUAAAGAUGAUUUUGAAGUAUUCUUAAAAAAUUCUCAAAAUACUUUUAUUAAAAAAUUGUUAAUUAGAAAUAAAAAUAAAGAAGGAAAUAAAGAUAUUUUCCCUUGCAUAGAGAAAUAUAUUAUGAAAAAGAAAAGAGUUAAGUAUUUGGCUAUUGAUUCUUUUAAUGUAAAAUAUGAAGAUGUGUUAUUCCUGGAAGGAAAAGUUGAAGAAUUUAAACUACAUGAUAUACAAGUAUUAAAUUAUAAUGACUUGAAUAUUCAAAUUUAUGAUUUUAUAAGUUAA